Penicillium bovifimosum is the source of this 684-nucleotide messenger RNA. RefSeq names its product ankyrin repeat domain-containing protein. Gene Ontology annotation, molecular function: protein binding. The transcript is spliced from 2 exons. Bases 1 to 684 code for a protein of 227 amino acids. NCBI's taxonomy places the organism in Eukaryota, Fungi, Ascomycota, Eurotiomycetes, Eurotiales, Aspergillaceae. The record is from RefSeq and is a predicted model, not a curated record.
AUGCCACUAUAUCAUCUACCAAACAAACUGAUACUGCUGAUCGCCGAGAACUUGGAGUCAAAUGGGGAUCUCAAUAGUUUGAUUCAGACCAACAUCCACCUUUGCAAAUUGCUUGACCCCCUCCUCUACCUUCGGGAUGCAGCAUCUUAUGCCACUUAUGGUCCACUGGCUAUGUUGCAUGCGGCUAGAGGGGGAAUGAGAAUACAGCUCGAAAAUCACUACAAGCAGGAUGCAAGCUUGACUGCGGCGGAGAACGGCCACGACGGGGUCAUCAAGCUGUUUCUCGAUUCUGAUGAGAGUCUUGACCUGGACGAGGAGAACAUAUUCGGAGAAACGCCACUGGUUUGCGCGGCAAAAUGGGGACACGAAGUAGUGGUCAAGCAACUACUUUCAACCGGUAGAGUCAACGUCAACUUUGUUUGCUGCGGAUUCACACCGCUUUGCUAUGCAGCAUGGAACGGUCACGAAGCAGUUGUAAAUCUGCUUCUCGAUGCCGAUGGUAUCAAUUUGGAUUUCGCUCAUUCCGAUGGGCGAACAGCUAUAGACUUAGCAGCAGAGACAGGCUAUGAGUCGACUGUCAAACUUCUGAUCGCAGCAGGUGCUGAACUAGGCGAUAAAGGGCAUACUGUUACCUACGGUAUGGACAUGCCAGGCACCGCCUUGGUAGGUGGUCAUGCCCUGUGA